AUGGGCACGACAACUGAGUAUUUUCGCUCUCAGAUUGGAGAAGCGUCCGUCAUCGACUAUUCACACACUGAUUUCCCAUGGAAACUCUUUGUCAAAGAUGUCUACUACUUUUUCGUCUACAUCUGGGCUCUGCCUUGGAUCGUCUGGCCCAUGUACCCUUUUGGAUCCAAGGAAUUCGAUGAACUCUACCCAACUCCGCAGAACCUCUUUUGCGUCCUUGUCCACCUGGUUCUAGCCAUCCUACAGCUAGCCUUUAUCCUUGCCUUGCCCUUUUCGGUGGUCUUGCCAGUUUGGAUGGCGGCGGCGGGUAUUUCCGGGUUCAUGGUCCUCAAUUCGCUGCUUUGCAAGCUGUUGAACGGCUCUAAGGACACCUACAACUCGGAUGAAAAGUACGCCAAGGCGCUGCCUGAACAUGAGCAUGAGCAGUGGAUUUUCCUGAAUGGUGUUGCUGUCGGGGAGCAUUGGAUGCAGGCAAAUCUGAACCGUCUAGCUCUCACCUUUGGCCGUCCCAUCCUAGGAGUUCACAAUCGAACUUCCGGUGUCAUUUUUGAUGUCGUUGAGUGUCUAAUUCAGCGUAAUUUCGGUUACGCAACUGGAGAUGUUCGGAUCGCCUUCAAGAUUCUCAAAGAUGUCUUGUAUGACCCCAGCAAGUCCAAGGUCAUCUUUAUCCUGCACUCUCAAGGAGGAAUCGAGGGUGGCUUGGUUCUCGACUGGCUGCUUCAGGAGCUGCCGCAGGAUCUAUUGUCUAAACUCGAAGUCUACACUUUUGGCAACGCCGCGAACCACUUCAACAACCCCCAUCGCCACAGAUCUUCGCAAGCUCUGUCGUCGCUCAAGCCCCUGUCUGCCAUGAGUACCGUACUCACUGAGACAACCAUCGACUCUCCCACCAGUAUUCCUCUAGACACCAAGAAAGGCUUGAACGUCAGCAUCCCCAACCUCCUCAAGAAAGAGAAUUCUGUGGCGUCAUCUACCCGCUCCUUCUCAGCCGCGAAAGACCGCGCAUUGAGCCAUGUUGAGCACUAUUGCCAUGGUACAGAUUUCGUAUCGAUCUGGGGAAUUCUGCAUUUUGCGACUAACCGGAUGGGGUCCCACGACCUGCCGCGCUUCCAGGGUCGACUCUUUUCCAGGGCCAACGGCAAGGGAGGUCAUCAGAUGAACCAGCACUACCUCGAAGGCAUGUUCCCCCUCAAGGCGGACCCCAAGACUGGAGAGUAUACCGGCGCCGACGAAGACAACGAGUUCAUGAACGAAGUGAUCAAGAUUGGCCAGGAGGGCGAGGCCUCAGCCAACGCCCGUGAAGCAUUUGAGAUCAGCUGGGCCGGCACACAGGGUUUCGGAACUGGAGAGAUCUCGACACCCGUGGAAGUGCAUGGAGUCUCGAGUAGGGAAAAGUCGAGACGUAGCGAAGUGCGUGUGAAGGAUGUCAGUCGUCUUUGGGCGUACAGGAAUGGCCAGAGCCCGGUGGAGAUACCCCCUAUGCUGAUUACCGAGAAUGGUGUCCCGCGAACAGCCACCUUGUAG
Molecule: messenger RNA, 1524 nt
Organism: Fusarium keratoplasticum
Lineage: Eukaryota; Fungi; Ascomycota; Sordariomycetes; Hypocreales; Nectriaceae
Exons: 2
Coding region: 1-1524 (507 amino acids)
Source: RefSeq, a predicted model, not a curated record